Molecule: messenger RNA, 4062 nt
Organism: Trichomonas vaginalis G3
Lineage: Eukaryota; Parabasalia; Trichomonadida; Trichomonadidae
Product: armadillo (ARM) repeat-containing protein family
Exons: 1
Coding region: 1-4062 (1353 amino acids)
Source: RefSeq, a predicted model, not a curated record
AUGAAUCAAAUAUCUUCAAAAUUGAAACCUCUUGAACAAGCAAUACAAGCUAAUGAUCCUUUAAGAAUAUCAAAAUCUCUACAUACAAUUAAAGUUGAAUUACAGAUAUCUCAACUAGUAGAAUCGAAUUCGAAUGAUUCAAAACCAAUAAUUUCUCAAUUAAUGUCUCUUGCUCUCCCAUUAACAUGCCAUGAAGAUUUAAAUAUUCGAGUUGAAGCCAAUGCAUUUAUUUCAUAUUGGGGUUCUUUACUUUCAGGUUUUGCACCAAAUUUAUUACGAACUGUUCUUUCUGAAAUCGAUACUUCAAAGCUCCAGCCUCCAUCACAGGCCGUAUUAUUUACAUUUUGGUGUUUAACUUUGCGCUCGGUUGCUCCUUGUCAACGACAACAACUUAUAGGUACAUGCCAAACAUUUAUUAAAGCAACGAAACCAGAAUUUUUGCAAAAAGUUCCUCAAGAUGUAUGGCUGCUAAUCCGUGAAUCGAUGACGGAAGAAAAUUUACAAAAAAUUAUUGAUUUUUUAAUUAACUCACCACUAUCAUCUACUGUUGCAUUUUUAUCACAAAAAUCGCCAACUUAUUAUUUCUCAUAUGUUGUCAAUAAGUCCAAUUUAGAAUUUUUAAAAGAUUUUCUUUACGAGUGGCCAAAAGAGCGCAACAUUGAUGUAAUACUACUUGAAGAUACAUUACUUCGUUAUUUGAAAUGCGAUAAUUCAAGUCAUAUUUCUGCUUCAAUAGAGAUCAUUACUUUAUUACUUCAUCGGUACUACAGGCAUCCUCCAUCCAAAUAUAUACCUUUCUGGAUUACUAUUGUCGGAACUCUAUGUGAUAUAUAUUCAAAAACGAAUGUUGCACAAAAGGCUGCAAUUAUUGAUUGUUUCACAAUUUGUGCUCGUCUCAAAUUAAUAUCAAUCGAUAAAUUAAAGAUGUUUUUAUCAUACGAUGAUCAGAUUCCGACUCCAAUUUUAAUUUCAAUAACAAAACUAACAGCGUUAUUUAUCAAAGAACACCUAAUACCCGAUAACUUUUUAUCAUAUUUAGAAAAACAAGCAAUCGAACGUGAUCCAUUAAUUUUUAUUUCAAUUAUCGAAAUUUUGACAGAAUGUUUUGACGAAUUAUACAGUAUUGCACCAUCACAAGCAACAAAGAUUAUCAAUUUAUGUCUUAAUCCUUUACCUCGCUAUUUCGUUGAACAAAUUCAACUUAUAAAAUUGCUUGAAAAUAUUAAUUUCAGCAUUUUUCUACCAAAUAAUCUCUCAAUUUCAUUUGAGGAUAUAGUUUUGGCUUUCAUAUCUGAUCCGCAUCCAUCAGUCAUUCAAGAACUACCAUAUUUUCUUGAAAAACUAUCUAUAAGUUUGGAAUACUCCCAUUUGGAUUGGUUUGAAAAUGCAAGUUCUUAUUUACCUUUAAUUGCAAAUAUUGAUCCUUCUUUUGUUGUUGAACUAAUUGAUGCUGGCUUACUACCGCCAGCUUCUUAUGAGAUGUCAGUUACAACUAUAUUAGACCAAGUUCAAAGGAGCCCUUGCCAGCGUGCAGAUGAUCUUUUCCAUAGAGUUUUAUCUGUUUUAUUAUCAUCCCUCUCAACUCUCGGGUUUUCAUUUGACAGAGCUGUUCUAUCGUCUCAAGUAACACAAUGGAAUCAUAUAAGCAAAGCACUCCCAGAUUUAUUAAAUUUAUUAAAUGAACCAAUUAUGCAAUCUACUUUUGGACAAAUUGUUAAUGCAAGUGUUCUGAUUCUUGCUCAAAUUAUUGCUCAAUGCAGUCCUUCUUUCCCUACUGUUGCGGGCUUAUUUGACGUUUGCCGUUUCUUAUCAAAUGCCUUUACUACUUCAGUUUGUAAAUUGGUUGUUGCACUCCGUGAAUAUGCCGAAACCAAGUUUCCCGAACUUCAUUCUCUUGUAUCAAUGCAAGUUUCUGCUUUCUUUGCUCAAUCUUUCCCGUUUGAUUGUGCAGUAUCCGUUGCUCUCUCAUCAUUCAUGGCAUCACCUGGCUCUGCUUGCGGCCCUUAUAUCUUAACUGCCGCUGAGACAUCAAGAGAGGUUCUUGCUGCCAUGGAUAGAAAAGGGGAAAAAUUGCCAUCUUCUAAUGCUUUCCUUGCAGCUAGAUUAAACAUGGAUUACAUUAAACAAUGCGCAUCGGAAAUUCCAUAUAAUAAUUGGAUUAUAGAAGAAGGUGAUGAAGAAAUCAUUAAACAGCUAUCAGGCAUAAAGAUCUCCGAUUUUUCAUUGCUGUCACCUUUAAAGAUAGAAAUUUAUGAAAGAAAUGCUCAAAAUUUCGAUUUUGUCAGGCCAGCUGCUGAAAUUGUUGGCACCGAAACUAUUGAAAUCAAAUGUUUAGAGAAAGGAAAUCCAAAAUUUUUAUCUUUACCAAUAUCUGAUUUCAAAAUUGAACAUGAUCCAACAAAUAAACCUAGCUGGUUCAAGAGCGAAUCAAAUGCAACAACCAAAAACUCAAAAGAAAAGAAGUCAACAUGCAAAAUUAAUAUCCUUGGCGAACCAAAUAUCCUAUAUCCAUAUAGGAAGCCAUGCAAAGCAGAUUUAACCGGAUUCUUAUGGUUUUCAUUCCGAAAGGUGUCAAUAGAUGAAUGGAACUCAAUUGAAGAAUUUUGUCUCAAUAAUAUUAAUGAUGAGCGACUCACAGCUGCAUUCUUUUCAUAUGCUUGCCGGCACGGGCUCGAUGUUGACAAUGAAAAAUGGUGUCUAAAUCUAAUUAUUGAUCGAAGAAAUCAUUUCAGAUUUUUAUCCGAUUUACUUCUUCUCUCUCUCUUGAAAAAACCUUUAUCUGCUGUAAAUGCAAGAUUUAUAGAAGACAUGAUGAUUGGAUUAGGACAUAUUACAGCAGAUGAAGAAUAUUUAAGGAGAGCAUUAAACGAAGAACAAGGGCUGAGUUUAUUAGCCGUUCAAACGAUAUUUAAACUAAUUUCAGCAGAUGAAUUGCCAGAUGAAAUUAUCAUUAAAGAUAUUAAAACAAUUCUCGCAAUGCCAUACAACGAAUCUAUUCCUAUUAUAUCUAAACUGUUUUUCCCUCCUGCUCCUCAGUCAAGAGUUGAUCGGUUCCAAUUACCACCAGGUGUGAAAAUCAUUCAGCAAAUUCUACCUUCUGCUGUAGAACCACUUGAACCUUUGCAUGUCAAAUUGCUUGAUGAGCUUGUAAAUGGGAUAUUAGAUUUAUUCGAAGAAGGGAAUUUUUCAAUAUUUAUGAUUCCAAUUUUGAAUUCUUGUGAAUUGGAUGAGAAUCAAUUUCAAAAAGUAAUACAAUAUAUUGAUGGCAUUUCCUAUAUUUUUCCUUUAAGUAUUGUUGAGAGCAUCAAAAACAUCAAAGAUUUGCAUCCAUUUAGAAGAAUCGGAAAUCCAGAAGCCAAUUAUGUCACAAAUUGUGAGGAGCUCAUACCAUAUUUCCCUCCUUCAUAUACAAGGGAAUUUAUUAAAUUAUACUUAGGGUAUCAAAAACUUACUACAAUGGACGACUUCAAACGAAUAAUUUCGAAAUUAAAUCCGGUGUACUUCGAACUACUCCCACUUGGUUACGAGAAAGUUUCUGAUAAAUUAAUUGAUGAAAGAUUUAAGAGAAUGGAAGAGAGUGCUUGUUUGGUGUCUCCUCUAGAUAGGAACUUAUUGUUCGAAUCAAGGAGUGCUAUGAGCAAAUGUGAAAGCCGCGCAGCUUGGAUUGCAAAAUGCUUGCUAGGCUCAUCUACUUUAUCUUUUGCAUCCGGAAGUGCAAAUCAAGAAACUGCAAUUUCUGAUGUUGCUCAGUUACUAUUCGAAUUGUGUGCAAGAAAGUUCAGGUUUUCUUCCACAACAACUGACGUCUUGAGAGUCAUUGUUGAGACUGCUGGUGCUGAUACAUUAUCUUGCUUCGCAGCCUCAAGAGAAAGUGUGAAUGAUAACAACUUCACAAACACUUUGCUAAGUGUUCGUAGCUUAGCUCAAAGACUGGGUGAAAAUGGUAAUUACAUUCUAACGAUGGCUGCUAGUUUAUGUGAAAAAGAAAAUAGGAAAAGAGCGUUCGAAGAUGAAAACACAUUACAUGCACUUGCCUGUGCAAUGAAUGGAGAUUACGAAUAG